GUCGGGAAGGAAAUGAUUCACAGAAACGCAUAUAUUUACGGCUAGUAGGCCUACUUUAUACGCGAUUCUGUCCAGUGUCGUCCAAAGUUCGUCCCGGGUGGAAUAAGUGGUAAAUGGGAGUGGAUUCUGAAGUUAACCAUUUUUUCGCUUUGUUCAUUUUCUUGAACAAAUUGCACAACUAACGUUAUAUCUCUGCUUUUAUCCAGAUUGAAAUCUCUAGAGGAUAAAAGAAAAUAGUCAUGCCUGAGUUUCCCAGCAACAACCUUGUUCUUGGUGGUCUAGUAGCGUGUGCUGUAGGUGUGUUAGGUAUCUCAUAUCUCCUACGUAGAGACAGACGCAAGUUCACUCAGGUUGGAGUAGUGUCUAAACUCUUUGUCCAUCCUAUCAAGUCAUGCAGAGGGUUGGAGGUUUCUCAGGCCGAGUGUGUUGCUCUUGGGAUGAGGAGUGAUGGAGUCAUGGACAGAUCUUUUCUCAUCGUAUGUCCUGAAGGCAGAUUUGUGUCCCAAAGACAGCAACCAUCCAUAGCUUUGAUAUCUCCAUCUCUCUCGGAAGACAAAGAGAGUGUGUUGGUCAACGCUCCUGGAAUGCCAACUCUCACAGUGCAUCUCGAAGACCCAAAGGGACCUGUCUAUAAUAUCAAGUUAUGGAGAUUGAUGGUCGAAGGUGAAGACUGUGGUCAAGCAGCCAGUGAAUGGCUCAGCCAGUACCUAGGAUCACCUGGUUAUAAAUUAGUACGCCAUUCACAGAGAUUCAAGGGGAAGAUAUUAAGAGAUGACCCUACAUGGGGAAGCAGAGCUAAGAGAGGAGAACAGGCGACUUAUCAGGACCUUGCCCAAGUCAACAUUUUGAGCGUUGCUUCCCUUGAUAGCUUGAACUCUAAGUUAGACAAACCAGUGCAGAUCAGAAACUUCAGACCAAAUAUUGUGGUGGAAGGAACCCCUGCAUUCUAUGAGGACAAGUGGAAAUAUGUGCGUAUUGGAGGAGAUGCUGUACUGAGGACAACCCAUCUAUGUGGCAGAUGCCGUCAAACUACCGUUGAUCCAGAUACAGGAACAUUCAUUGAAAGUGGAGACCCACUGAAGACACUCAAGUCAUAUCGAAUGGCGCCCUCUGGUGAUCCCGAUGGGAAACUCUAUGGUACAUCUCCUCUCUUUGGUACUCAGCUUGCCGUUGAGUCCCAUGGCUCUAUCAAGCUGGGAGAUCCUGUCUUUGCCAGCAUGGACUGAUCUCAAUAUCCCAGUCAUAUCAUUUUCAUAUUUGCAAUUUACUUCCUGAAAUAAUCCUCAAUCUUGAUUUGUACGAUACAUGGCAUUAAUUAUUAUUUCAUUAUAUGGCAUUACUGCAGUCAGGAAGCAGAGAUAGUCUAUGGAGAAAUGAAUUUUAUAUAGAGUAUGGAACAAAAUCAAGACUAAACAAUAGUUAAUCACAUAUUAAGUAUUGAGUGUCAGUUCUAUUAACAGUUCGCAUUUUCAAAUUGGUAUUCUGAAUGGUCUUAUUGGAACCUCAUUGGUAUAUGAAUAUGAUUAUGAUAACAUUGCUAUGAGUGUGUAAGGAGGCAAACAUGUGUUUAAGACUGCCGGGGAGUUAUUUUUCUUUUCUUUUUCUUUCCAUUUUGAUGGAUUAAAAUAAUCAAAUGGAAUAAAUCAAAUAUCAGUUGCAUCAAGAAAUAAAUAUAGAUAAACAAACAAUGAAAAUGCAGCAUACAACUUGGAUACAGAUCAAAAGUCAUAAUAUUUUUCUUCCAGUUCAUUUUUGUCCACAUCUAAAUAAAAGACGUAAUUAGGAUAUUAGUGUAUCUUGCUAUAAUUGUCUUCCAUUUGUUAUGACCCGUUAAACAUUGCUCUAAAAUCAUUUUUUUUUGUCGCAAAUUAAGAUUGUACUCUUGAUGUUGUUUAUCAUGUUUUGUUUAGUUCUCAUUUCAUGACAAAUUAAGAAUGCUCUUAAUGUCAUAGUGAUUAAAAAUACUCACUAGGUAUACAGAUGACAUGGGUUUUGAAUGCAUCCCUUAAUACCUAUCUGCAUGUAGUUGUGAUGGAAAAAAUAAAUAACAUAAUGUUAAUUAGUUAAUGAUCAUGUUUGGAUAUGCUGUUAUUCUUUGGAUAUGUAAAUUUUACUUAUAAAAAUCUUUCCUUCUAUCAACAUUGAAUUUAAAAUUAGAGCUUUUAUUUGUAAUCUAAUGUAAGGUUCAUAAAACUUGUACUACAUCACUACAAGAAUGUAAUUUCAACUAAUAUUUACGUAUCAAUAUUGAUAUAGAUAGUGAAAGGAUAUGUUAGUGUUUAGCUGGGGUUGGAUGCAUAUUGCUUGUAAAUUAAGUAGUUUAAUGGGUUAGCUGUUUUAGUUUUACUAGUACAUGUACCAACAAUAGAACUCAAAAGAAUCGGUACAAAUACAUCUAUGCUUUAUUUUUAUUUUGUUUACCACUUUACAUCUUUGAAAUGCCCACUUUGCUGAACUGUUCAUAUCCCCACAUUGGACUAUUCAAUUGUGCAUAAUUAGUUUAGUACAACGAGUAAUGUGAGCGUUCAAGAUGUUUGUUUUACCCGUAAUAGCUGACUUGUCUCAUCAGGUUGAGGGGCAUUGCUAUAUUAAGCAAAGUAGUGCUCUCCGCAUCAUUUGAUAAAUCAAUUAAUGAGGCAUUUUAUGAUUUAUGUUUUUUAGCUUACUUAUGAGCUGCACAUGUACUCAAAUGCAUACAUUGUAUGGAAAGAACUUACUUGAUCUAUCAUGGCUUAAAUGUUUAUUUUUAUACAAGUAUUGAUGUUUAAUAACUAAUAAAGUAAAGAAUAAUUAUAUGGAUUCUAGUAGCCCCUAUAUUUAGCAUUUAAUGCUGUAUAUUUUAGUUACAUAUACCUCAUAUAUUAGUUACAUAUACCUCAUACAUAUACCAAAUUCGUAAUUCUGUAAUAAAAAUAAAUGGUGAAAUACAAUAUGUCAUUAUAUUGGUUCCUGGUAUGUUGUUUUCAACACAUUUUUUUUACUUAGUGAGAGGGAUAUUGAUGAAUGUUUUAAAUGGCGUAUUAUAAAUAUUUUGCAACAA
This is a messenger RNA of Strongylocentrotus purpuratus (purple sea urchin), 3040 nucleotides long. Its product is annotated as mitochondrial amidoxime reducing component 2. Gene Ontology annotation, cellular component: mitochondrial inner membrane. The transcript is spliced from 8 exons. The record is from RefSeq and is a predicted model, not a curated record. Bases 240 to 1226 code for a protein of 328 amino acids. Lineage: Eukaryota; Metazoa; Echinodermata; Echinoidea; Camarodonta; Strongylocentrotidae. Gene Ontology annotation, biological process: nitrate metabolic process. Gene Ontology annotation, molecular function: nitrate reductase activity; molybdenum ion binding; pyridoxal phosphate binding.